Oncorhynchus kisutch (coho salmon) is the source of this 6576-nucleotide messenger RNA. RefSeq names its product SPT6 homolog, histone chaperone and transcription elongation factor (gene supt6h). Gene Ontology annotation, molecular function: histone binding; DNA binding; nucleosome binding. The coding region runs from base 181 to 5424 and encodes 1747 amino acids. The transcript has 37 exons. NCBI's taxonomy places the organism in Eukaryota, Metazoa, Chordata, Actinopteri, Salmoniformes, Salmonidae. Gene Ontology annotation, biological process: transcription elongation by RNA polymerase II; nucleosome organization; transcription elongation-coupled chromatin remodeling. Gene Ontology annotation, cellular component: transcription elongation factor complex. The record is from RefSeq and is a predicted model, not a curated record.
CACGAGAACGAACCACUUCACACGGAGUCGGAAGUUUCCUCACCACCGGAAUUCAACACGCCGCUAUUCAUCAGCCAUUUUUAUUAUUACAAGCUUGCGCGAAGAUAUAGCAUAGCGACAUAUCCUUCUACAUUUCAAGGAUUUAGGUCAAGUAUCGUCGCAGGGAGAAGCCUUGCAGACAUGUCUGACUUCAUCGAUAGCGAGGCUGAGGAGUCGGAGGAGGAGUUUGAAGAGAAAGACCUGAAGCCUAAAAAGACCCAGGCGUUUAUGGAUGAUGAGGAAGAGGAGGAAGAGUUAAACACAGAGGACCAGGAUGAGCACGGGAACCUGAUGGGGCUCAUUGACGAUGAUGUGGAUGAAGAUGAGGAAGAGGAAGAGAAGAAAAGCGGAGGAGCAGGCAGCGGCAGCGACUCAGAGGAUGAAGUCAGACACAGACGCAAGAAACGCAACUAUGAUGACUACCUGGAUGAUGAUGAUCUGGACCUCAUUGAGGAGAACUUGGGAGUCAAAGUCAAGAGGAGGAAGAAAAAGUAUGACCGUGUGAAGACUAUGGAUGAUGAUGAAGAUGACGAGAAGGACCAGAUCGCAGACGAGAUCUUCCACAGAGGAGAUGACGAGGACGGAGAGGGGGAGCUGGAGGAGGGAGAGACAGUCGACCCGCCCCUACGUCGCCAUGGUGAACGCCUCGACGAAGAAGAGGAAGAGGAGGGAGAGGAGGAGUCAGAUAUUGAUGACUUUAUCGUGGACGACGAUGGCCAGCCUAUCACCAAGAGGAGAAGCAAGAAGUUCUCAGGAUACACAGAUGCAGCCCUCCAGGAAGCUCAGGAGAUCUUCGGGGGCGACUUUGACUUUGCGGAGUUCGACGCCGACGGUGCUUAUGAACAGGGUGAGGAAGAGGAGGAGGACCAGGAUGAAGAGGGCUGGGACCGGCCCAAGAAGCCAACGAAGAGGAGGGUGGGGAGGAAGAGCAUCUUCGAGCUCUACGAGCCCAGCGAGCUGGAGAGUAGUCACAUGACUGACCAGGACAACGAGAUCCGCUCCACAGACAUGCCAGAGAGGUUCCAGCUGCGCUCCAUCCCAGUGAAGCCUGCUGAGGAUGAUGAGUUGGAGGAAGAGGCAGAGUGGAUCUACAGAAACGCUUUCUCAACCCCCACCAUCUCCAUGCAGGAGAGUACAGAUUACCUGGACCGAGGAGCCACCACUAACUUUAGCAGGAAGGGCCCCAGCACCAUCGCCAAGAUUAAGGAGGCCCUCAACUUCAUGAGGAAUCAGCAUUUUGAGGUUCCAUUCAUCGCGUUCUACAGGAAGGAGUACGUAGAACCGGAGCUCAACAUCAACGACCUGUGGAAGGUCUGGCAGUGGGACGAGAAGUGGUGCCAGCUGAAGAGCAGGAAGCAGAACCUGACACGUCUGUUCCGGAGGAUGCAGGGGUACCAGUAUGAGCAGAUCUCUGCCGACCCCGACAAGCCCCUGGCUGACGGCAUCAGGCCCCUGGACACUGCUGAUAUGGAGAGACUGAAAGAUGUCCAGUCCAUAGAUGAGCUGAGUGACGUGUAUAGUCACUUCCUUCUGUACUAUGGCCGAGACAUCCCCAAGAUGCAGAACGCAGCCAAAGCUGCCAGCAAGAAGAAGAAGAAGAAGAAGAAGAAGAUUGAGGUCAACGAGGAAGGUGAGGAGGAAGAGGUGGAGGAAGAGGAGGAGGUGGAGGAAGAGAAGGGGCCGGACCUGAAGCUGGCAUCUCGUAGAGACAUGUACAGCAUCUGUCAGAGCGCUGGGCUCGAUGGCCUGGCUAAGAAGUUUGGUCUGACUCCAGAGCAGUUUGGAGAGAAUCUGAGAGACAGCUACCAGCGUCACGAGACGGAGCAGUUCCCUGCCGAGCCUGUGGAGUUGGCUAAAGACUACGUCUGCAGCCAGUUUAACAGCCCUGAGGUGGUGUUGGAGGGGACCCGUUAUAUGGUUGCGAUGCAGAUUGCCAGGGAGCCUCUGGUCAGACACGUCCUCAGACAGACGUUCCAGGAGAGAGCCAAGAUCAACAUCAAGCCCACCAAGAAGGGAAAGAAGGACAUGGACGAGGCCCACUUUGGCUACUCCUUCAAGUACCUGAAGAACAAGCCAGUGAAGGAACUGAACGGAGACCAGUUCUUAAAGAUGUGCCAGGCUGAGGAGGAGGGGCUUCUCACCAUAGACAUCUGCAUCGACCUCCUAGGGGUCAAAGGGGUUGCAGGUGACCAGACAUACUUUGAUGAGAUCAAGCAGUUUUACUACAGAGAUGAGUUCAGUCACCAGGUGCAGGAGUGGAACAGACAGAGGACCCUGGCCAUCGAACGCUCCCUCACACAGUUCCUCUACCCUCAGAUGGCCAAGGAACUCAAGAACAAACUCAUCGCGGAGGCCAAGGAAAACAUCAUCAAGUCGUGUUGCAGGAGGCUGUAUAACUGGCUGAAGGUGGCUCCUUACAGACCAGACCAGCAGGCGGAGGAGGAGGAUGAUGAUCUGAUGGAUGAGAGUCAAGGAAAAGGCAUCAGAGUCCUGGGAGUGGCCUUCGCUGACAGCAGAGACACGCCAGUGUUCUGUUCACUGAUCAACGGAGAGGGAGAGGUUGUGGACUUCCUCCGUCUGCCCUACUUCCUGAAGAGGAGGAACGCAUGGAAGGAGGACGAGAGAGACAAAAAGCUCCAGGACAUUGAGAACCUGAAGAAGUUCCUGACCAGUAAGAAGCCUCACGUGGUGGCUGUUGCCGGGGAGAAUAGGGACGCCCACAUGAUAAUGGAGGACAUUAAGAGGACAGUGAGUGAGUUGGAGCAGGAGUCUUCUCUGCCUGCUGUGGGAGUGGAGCUGGUAGACAACGAACUGGCCAUGCUCUAUAUGAACAGUACCAAAUCUCAGACUGAGUUCCGUGACUACCCUCCCCUGCUGCGCCAGGCUGUGUCAGUAGCCAGGAAGAUUCAGGAUCCUCUAGUGGAGUACGCUCAGGUCUGCAGCUCCGACGAAGACAUCCUCUGCCUCAAACUACACCCUCUACAGGAGCAUGUAGUUAAGGAGGACCUGCUGAGUGCUCUGUACUGUGAGUUUAUAAACCGGGUCAACGAGGUGGGGGUGGAUGUGAACAGAGCCAUCUCUCACCCCUACACACAGAGCCUGGUUCAGUUUGUCUGUGGCCUCGGACUCAGGAAGGGAUCCCACCUGCUCAAGGUCUGUGUCUCACUGUCUGUCUGUCUGUCUGUCUGUCUGUCUGUCUUGUCUGUCUGUCUGUCUGUCUGUCUGUCUGUCUGUUGUCUGUCUGUCUGUCUGUCUGUCUGUCUGUCCUGUCUUACUGACUCAUACAUCGAGGUUCUGGAUGGGUCCCGGGUGCACCCGGAGACAUAUGAGUGGGCCAGAAAGAUGGCGGUGGACGCUCUGGAAUACGACGAGUCAGCGGAGGACGCCAACCCGGCCGGAGCGCUGGAGGAAAUCCUGGAAAACCCGGAGCGCCUCAAAGACCUGGACCUGGAUGCUUUUGCUGAGGAGCUGGAGAGACAGGGUUAUGGUAACAAGGGCAUCACCCUGUAUGAUAUCCGUGCUGAGUUGAGCUGCAGGUAUAAGGACUUGAGAGUUCCCUACAGAGCUCCUAACACCGAGGAGGUGUUUAACCUGCUUACCAAGGAGACACCAGAGACCUUCUAUAUAGGUAAGCUGAUCACCAGUGUUGUGACCGGUAUAGCUCACCGGCGCCCCCAGGGGGAGAGUUAUGACCAGGCCAUUAGGAACGACGCUACAGGGCUGUGGCAGUGCCCCUUCUGUCAACAGGACAACUUCCCUGAACUCAGCGAGGUGUGGAACCAUUUUGACAGUGGUUCGUGUCCUGGCCAGGCUAUAGGUGUGAGGGCUCGGAUGGACAACGGUGUCCAGGGCUUCAUCCCCACCAAGUUCCUCAGUGACAAGGUGGUCAAACACCCUGAGGAGAGGGUGAAGGUGGGUAUGACGGUUCACUGUCGCAUCAUGAAGAUUGACAUUGAGAAGUUCAACGUGGACCUGACAUGUCGUACGUCUGACCUGAUGGAUAAAAACAACGAGUGGAAGCUCCCUAAAGACAGUUACUACGACUUCGACACGGAAACAGAGGACACCAAGACAGAGGAGGAACGCAAGAAGAAACAGCAGAGAACCACCUAUAUAAAACGUGUGAUUGCACACCCAUCCUUCCACAACAUCAACUUCAAGCAGGCUGAGAAGAUGAUGGAGUCUAUGGACCAGGGAGAUGUUGUUAUCAGGCCCAGCAGCAAGGGAGAGAACCACCUUACUGUCACCUGGAAGGUAGCUGAUGGCAUCUACCAGCAUGUUGAUGUGAGAGAGGAGGGCAAGGAGAACGCCUUCAGCCUGGGACACACACUCUGGAUCAACACUGAGGAGUUUGAGGAUCUUGAUGAGAUCACAGCUCGUUAUAUUCAGCCAAUGGCAGCGUUCGCUCGUGACCUGCUGGGACACAAGUACUUCCAGGACUGUAACGGAGGGGACAGGAAGAAAAUGGAGGAGUUGUUGAUCAGGUCUAAGAAGGAGAAGCCUACGUUCAUACCCUACUUUGUCUCAGCCUGUAAAGACCUGCCAGGGAAGUUCAUACUGGGAUACCAGCCUCGUGGCAAACCACGUGUUGAGUAUGUGACCAUCUCUCCUGACGGCUUCCGGUACCGCUCCCAGAUGUUCCCCACCGUUAACGGACUGUUCCGCUGGUUCAAAGACCACUUCCAGGAACCGGUACCAGGCAUCACCCCCAGCAGUAGCAGUCGAACACGGACACCUGCCUCUGUCAACGCUACACCAGCUAACAUCAACAUCGCAGACCUGACUCGAGCGGUCAGCGCUCUCCCACGCAACAUGACCUCUCAGAUGUUCAGUGCCAUCGCCGCGGUGACGGGGCAGGGGCAGGGCCAGAACGCUAACACUACGCCUGCCCAGUGGAACUCCAGCCAAUACGGUUACACCGGGGGCAGCAGUGGGGGCGGGGGAGGCAGCUCCUCAGCCUAUCACGUGUUUGCGACGCCCCAACAGCCGAUGGCGACACCCAUGAUGACCCCCAGCUACUCAUACACCACCCCCAGCCAACAGACCAUGGGUACCCCGCAGUACCCCUCCACCCCCCAGUCCUCCCACUCCCAUGGACACACACAGAGCAACCAGGGCCACAGCAGCCACCAGGGACCCUCGUCCAACACUCCCUCGUCCUCCUCCAGAGGACGCACUCCGCAGCAGCAGCCUAAGUCGAGCGGCAGCACGGCGGUGGACUGGGGCAAGGUAGCGGAGCAGUGGCUCCAGGAGAAGGAGGCGGAGAGGAAGAAGCAGAAGACCCCCAGGAUGACCCCGCGACCUUCCCCCAGCCCCAUGAUCCAGAGCACGCCUAUGUCAAUCGCUGGAGACGCUACGCCCCUUCUGGACGAGAUGGACCGAUAGGAGAGGCCGGGGGGGGCGACUAUACCCCCCUCCUCCCCAAAUAUACCCCCCCUUACUCUCAUCAACUCAUCCUUCCAUCCAUCCGCCUACCUGCAUGCCCCCUCAGACCAGUCACAUACCAUUCAGAUCGCCCUCUCCUCCCAGUCUAAACUAACCCUGCUCCACCUCUUCUCCCUCUCCUCCCAGCCUACUAAACUAACCCUGCUCCCCCUCUUCUCCCUCUCCUCCCAGUAAAAACUAACUCUGCUCCCCCUCUUCUCCCUCUCCUCCCAGCCUACUAAACUAACCCUGCUCUCCCUCUUCUCCCUCUCCUCCCAGCCUACUAAACUAACCCUGCUCCACCUCUCCUCCCAGCCUACUAAACUAACCCUGCUCCCCCUCUUCCUCUCCUCUCAGCCUACUAAACUAACCCUGCUCCACCUCUUCCUCUCAGCCUACUAAACUAACCCUGCUCCCCCUCUUCCUCUCCUCUCAGCCUACUAAACUAACCCUGCUCCCCCUCUUCCUCUCCUCUCAGCCUACUAAACUAACCCUGCUCCACCUCUCCUCCCAGCCUACUAAACUAACCCUGCUCCACCUCUUCUUGUGUCCCAUUGGAUUCUGUUUCUAGCUACUGUGUAUCUAGCCAUGUUUCUCUCCCGGCACAUCUUCCCUUCCGUCUAUCCCUCUCUCUUUCCUCACUGUAUUUUUGCCUGGCCACAUAGUCCAGUAUUUUAUUUAGUAAGGAUAUUAACUCUGUAUGUCAGGCAGGCAGAGAUGUCGAUACAGACCACCAAACACUUGAAACAAACCGCUGACAUAGAUGUAAUAGGACAUGGACCUAAUGGAGAAAUGAUUGUUUGGUUGUCAUGACAACCGUUGUCCUUUUCUUUUAAUAACAUGGGGUAUAUUUUCUUUUUCCUGUUUGAUUUUUUUUUUAAAUCUAUAAAAAGAUUAGGAGAUGCUGCCGAAAGCAUCUGAUUGGUUCGCGGGUUGUCUCAUGCCGUGUCCCUUUGGCUGCAUAGACCCGCCCCUUACCCUCCUGGUGAUUGGCGGGUUGUGGCGAGAGGCAGCCUAACGAGCGUUUUUCCGAGCCAAUCAGGAAGCUUGUCUGCGUUUUUGUAUUGAUGCAUCAAAAUGAAUAAAGACACUGUUUUCAGUAUGAACCCUAAA